Molecule: messenger RNA, 1723 nt
Organism: Chara braunii
Lineage: Eukaryota; Viridiplantae; Streptophyta; Charophyceae; Charales; Characeae
Source: the annotation of a GenBank genome assembly
GGAGAAAGACGACCACCGCCGGGCGGAUUCUAAGAAACGGAGCGGAGAGCAGCGCAGAGCGUGCAGGAGAGGAACCAAGUAGCAACAACAGCUGGCACAAUGCUGGCCGAAGUCAUCAAGCGUCAAUUAUCGGCGGGAGGCGGAACUCCAACAUGGGCACGUGGCGCCGCCCCACGUUCCCAAUUACCAGGACCCGCGAAACAGACACCCGUCAGCUGGGCGGCCAAAUCCUACGGUGCUGCUGCGCUUCGACUGGUUUCCAGAUGGCGAGACUUACCUGCGAUGUUCCUGACCAUCCCUGCUACGGCCCAAGUUUCCCCGCCGACACAUGGGCAUCCGAUAGCACCUGUUCGGCAGUGCGGGAGUUGCACGAACCGCUGGCAAGAGACGCCGUUUACCCUCUUGACACGUGGCGAAACGAGCGGCCAUCUUCUCGACGAGGCAGCAGCGUACGCUGUCAGCAGCAGACGAGGCCGCCCGCUUCGCGGCUUGGCAAGUGUGUCCAACACGACGAUAGCAUGCGCCCCUCCUGGAGGCGCUGCCACGUGUCAGCGCGUGCAUUCGCCAGGAUCAGAACGCGCUGCAAGGAAUCGCCACGUCAGCACUGACACGACCUUGAGCGAGAAGACGGAGCACGGGAUUGCACAUCUCACAUCUCCCGGACGAUGCUUCUGUGCGCGAUCCGCAAAUCGCCGACUCUUUACUUCUGCCAGCGAUCAGAAGACAGUCGGAGGGGGGUGCCCGGCGGCGCCUGAUGGUCGAACUGCCCUGACAGGCGAUUCCGAUCCCGAUCCCGAUCUCGAUACCCCCUCUUCCCCAGCUUUCGCGCUGGUACCACCAUCUCCAUCUAUUUCCUCGCCUAGUCAUCCUUCAUUCCCGCCGCCGCCUGAAACACUCCCGUCGGGGGGCGCUGGGCACCUUUCCUCCCCCGUCGGCUCUCUUUGGGAGCGCGAUUGUCACGUACAGAAGGCCGGCACGGCGGCGGAAGACGCUUCGGAGGAAGGCGAUGACAGCCACACCGAUUGCGCGACACCUCCGCACGACCACGUGGCAAUCGAGGGAGGCGGGACAGGUGAGCGAGGAGAGGAGGGUGUCUGGAUUGACUACCUCGCGCUAUCUGAUCAGGAACUGCUGAGGCAGUGCCAAGUGGACACGUACCGCGCGUCGGGACCGGGAGGCCAGCAUCGUAACAAGACGGAGAGUGCCGUAAGAUUGCGACACGUGUCAGGUGUAGUGGCCAACGCUUCUGAGCGUCGAUCUCAACAUCAGAACAAAGAAAUGGCCCUGCAGCGUCUCCGCCAGUCCAUUGCCUUGAAUAUUCGGCGAACAAUCGACGUAAGCAACGGUUGUUACCAGCCAUCUCCCGAAUUCCUCGCGAUCUUGCCACGUGCCAUUUCCUCCAAGGCCAAGAACGCGCCACGUGUCUCGUACGGACCCAAUCACCCUCAAUUUUGGAAAGGUGCUCAGCAGCUCCUCGAUGUAUUUGUGGCUGCUGGGUGCUCCGUCUCCGACACCGCCAAAGUGCUCAGAAUGACCUCUUCAAUGACAGCCAAGCUGCUGACCUCAGAAGGCACCCUUCUCCGACGUGUCAAUCAAUUACGCACCGAGAAGGGAAUGAAGAACCUACGUUGAUUUAUCAUUUGCUGAGAACCAAUAUACAACCUAAAUACAGUCUUCUUUUCCAUAAAAAAAAAAUAAAAAAAAAUAAAAAAAUCCAUGCGCU